Messenger RNA from Diachasmimorpha longicaudata, 2382 nucleotides. RefSeq lists its product as uncharacterized. Gene Ontology annotation, molecular function: long-chain fatty acid-CoA ligase activity. Bases 373 to 2184 code for a protein of 603 amino acids. Gene Ontology annotation, cellular component: mitochondrion. Lineage: Eukaryota; Metazoa; Arthropoda; Insecta; Hymenoptera; Braconidae. The record is from RefSeq and is a predicted model, not a curated record. Gene Ontology annotation, biological process: long-chain fatty acid metabolic process; fatty-acyl-CoA biosynthetic process. The transcript has 6 exons.
AAUUAAAAUGCAAACGAUAGAAAAUUGUAUAAACUAAAUGUAGCUCCCGUUCGCAGGUAUUAUAUAUUGUGAUACAUAAGAUCAGCAUUUUCAUUAUCAGUACUUUCCAUUAUUGUGCCCGACCUCGUUUAAUUUCAUUAAUGAAAUUAACAGUUUCCUCCAAAUUUAUACAAUAAAAAAGCCACCCUAUUCUGUCAACAAUUAAAAUUAAAUAGUACUCUCUGCCGAUGAUUAGUUUAUGUGCUUAUAGUUGGUGAACUGUGGAUUUUCCAUCCCUUCCAAUCAUUGCAAAAAUACUUGACAGCGCAUUACAUUUAUAAGCCAUCGUGGCGAUACAGCGAGCCCAGUUUGUUGUUUAUUACCAACGGAGCGAUGAUACCUAGACCACUAAUGUGCUCUCCUUUAUUUUACUACCCAAAGUUAACUAAUAGUCGAUUUUUGAGAGUUCAGCGAUGGUUACACAUGAAAAAUGUUAGCGGAUUGAUGAAAUACUUGGACAAUAAAUUUAUCCAGACGACGUCGAAAUUAAAUACAUCUGUAACAUCCCUUUCGUAUCGAUCUACCGUUGAUGAGAAUAACGUCUUCAGGAGUCGCUAUGAGGAUGUGGAAAUAUUUCCAGAUUACGUUCAUCGACAUGUGUGGAAAAACGUGCACAACUGGUGGGAUAAAAAUGCCCUUGUAUGUGCACAAACUGGGCGAGCAUACACAUACAAGAACCUGAGAGAAUUAUCAGGAAGGUUUGCAACAUCUCUGCGAAGGAGACAAACACUAUCUGGUACAACUCUAGCAGUUAUUCUUCCAAACAUUCCUGAAUAUGGUAUAGUCAUUUUAGGGGCCAGUGAAGCCGGGAUUCGGCUAACGCUGGCAAAUCCUGCCUACACAGCAUUCGAAUUAAGCAAACAGCUUGAAAAUUCAGAUGCCAAUACUAUUAUCACGAACAAUGAAAAUUAUAAUACUGUUAUGGAAGCGAUUAAGAUGGGCAAUAUCUCGAUUCAAUUGCCAUUGAUUGUUGUCACUGAUGAGGGAGAUACACCCUCUGGUACCAUCAACUUCCGUGAUCUCAUUUCUGAGGAUGUCGAGGAGUUCGAAAAGACUGCGGAGAAAACCGCUAUUGACGUAAAAAAUGAUACUUUUCUUUUGCCGUAUUCGAGCGGAACAGUAGGACUGCCUAAAGGAGUUGAGCUUACUCACAGACAUCUGGUGACCAAUUUGUGCCAACUGGAACACCCAGAUUGCAGUUACAUAGAGCCGGCAUACAAUGGAUUUCAGGACAUUGUACCCGCAUUACUUCCUCUGUACCAUGUUUAUGGUUUAAAUGUCUGUUUCUUAUGUUGUCUAAGCUACGGUGCACAAAUAAUUUGUAUGCCGAAAUUUACUUCAAACAAUCUGCUGAAUAUACUGGAAAAAUACCGAGCGACAUUAUUAUUUGCCGUGCCGCCCGUGAUUCAAUUAUUAGUUAAUGACGAUAGCUUCAAUGCAAACCAUCUCAAUGCAUUGAAAGUUAUAGUCUCAGGAGCAGCACCCCUCACUAACGAGUUAAUUACCAAAUUCCGAAAGAAAAUGGGAUGGAGUAUGGAUCUUAUACAGGGUUACGGAUUGACCGAGGUAUCUUCAACCCUAUCAUCGGGAAAGCAUGCGUCCAUGAAUUCAGUUGGUUUUCUCAUUCCUAAUACAGAAAUGAGAAUCAUUAAUCCAGAGAAUAAUUAUGGAAAAAAUCUUGGAGUCGGACAGAUCGGGGAAAUUCUCGUACGUGGGGAGCAAGUGAUGAAGGGCUAUUACAAGAAUGUUAAGGCUACAAAAGAGUGUAUGGAUAACAAUUGGUUUAAAACUGGAGAUCUGGGCUACAUAGAUGAAAUAGGGCAAUUAUUCAUCACUGGGCGUAUAAAGGAACUGAUCAAGGUGCAGGGAUUCCAAGUAUCUCCCAUAGAACUUGAAAAUAUCCUGCACAGUCACAAAUACAUUGCGGAUGCUGCUGUAGUCGGUGUGUCGCAUCCUAAAUUCGGACAAGUGCCAAAGGCAUUUAUUGUGCUGAAAGAAGGUGCUAAAGUCACCGAUGAGGAGAUCAAAAAUUUCGUUGCUAAACGCGUCGCCAAGUACAAACAACUUGCUGAGGUUGUAUUCAUUGACAAAAUAAUGAAAAGUGCAGCCGGUAAAGUACUCAGGAAGGAGCUCCAGAAGUUGUAAAUGUUAAUGAGGAGCAGUGACAUUCCCUCAAAAAUGAAAUGUGCAAUCACCCUUCCGGCCGGUCAUCCGGUCGAUGGGUGUUAGUAUUUGUGUCCUACAAGCAAAAUCGUUGAGUCCGUGAACACCAUCUCUAUCAAUACUGUUCUUGCUUAUUUUACAAAUAAAUAACUUAAGUUCAUAACAGAACACUAAAGAAAA